Messenger RNA from Drosophila pseudoobscura, 2736 nucleotides. RefSeq names its product CCHamide-2 receptor (gene CCHa2-R). Bases 679 to 2106 code for a protein of 475 amino acids. Gene Ontology annotation, cellular component: plasma membrane. Gene Ontology annotation, molecular function: neuropeptide receptor activity. Gene Ontology annotation, biological process: G protein-coupled receptor signaling pathway. Lineage: Eukaryota; Metazoa; Arthropoda; Insecta; Diptera; Drosophilidae. The record is from RefSeq and is a predicted model, not a curated record. The transcript has 7 exons.
GCCGCGCCGGUUCCGACGACUUUGCCGAGUUAGUCCUGUGAACGGAUUCGCCUGAAGCAGUCGUCGUAUCGGUUCUUCUCCGCCGUGAAGUAAAAGUAUUUGAAAACCAGAAUAUCAACAGAAUAUUUCGCAUUCCUCAGUGUCUCAAGAGAAUUUUCUUUUGAAGCGCCCUGGGCCUUGACGAGUGCCAAACCAAAUACUUUCGUUUGUUCCAAGUGCCAAGUUUAGGUCCCUGCCUUUGACUGGCAAACAAUUCAAUUCAACUGGAGACAAGACAAGUGUUUAAAUAAGACAAGCAUCGUCUGGGCACCCUCCUGCUCCCUCCAUUAGUCAGAGCACCGCAUCGCAUCGCACCGCCAACGAACAGGAAACAGACCAGCCCGAGCAAACUCUUGUGGCAUAAUGUGGAAAAUAAAACACGACUCUGUGGCAGCAACCACCCUUCGAACCCUUCAAACCGCAACGUUCCUGGAGACAUAGACGCCCUUGGGGGAAGCAAAAGUGGCAAACAUUUCGACAAAAAGCGGACUAGUGGAAACGGAAGUGGCCGAAAGCGAGCCCAUAAAGAGCCACGCACCCGAAAAGCACCAACACACAGACUACAACUACAAGAGUGGAAGGAAUAGCAGAGGAAUCACAGAGAGAUAUAAAGGACAGCAACAUCUACCCCGUAAAAACAUGUACGCCGCCCUAAUGGACAUGAGCCAGUCUUUGGCAGCCAGUCUGGCAUAUGCCCCCCUGGAUCUGAGCGGAGUCGGUGUCUCCAAUGGGGGGAACGCUAGUGACAGUGGGAGUGGGGGCAACGACAGCCUCGACGCCGACGCGGGGUCAUCUUUGGGUCAGCAUAAUGCCAGCGGCAAUGGGCCGUAUGUGCCCGUCCUGGAACGCCCGGAGACUUACAUUGUCACCGUGCUGUACACGCUCAUCUUCAUCGUGGGCGUCCUGGGCAACGGCACACUGGUCAUCAUCUUCUUUCGGCAUCGUUCCAUGCGGAACAUACCCAACACGUACAUAUUAUCGCUGGCUCUGGCCGAUCUGCUCGUGAUUCUGGUGUGCGUGCCCGUGGCCACGAUUGUGUACACGCAGGAGAGCUGGCCCUUUGAGCGGAACAUGUGUCGCAUCACCGAGUUCUUCAAAGACAUCUCCAUCGGAGUCUCCGUCUUCACGCUGACGGCCCUGUCCGGUGAGCGCUACUGUGCCAUUGUGAAUCCCCUAAGAAAGCUGCAGACCAAGCCGCUGACCGUCUUUACGGCGGUGAUCAUCUGGAUCAUGGCCAUUCUGCUGGGCAUGCCCUCGUUCCUGGUCUCUGACAUCAUCGUCUACCCGGUGACUACGCCCGCCGGAAACAGCACCAUCAGAGUCUGCUCGCCCUUCCGCUCCAAGAUUUAUGCAAAGUAUAUGAUGGCAGCCAAGGCCUCCAUCUACUAUGUGGUGCCGCUGUGCAUCAUCGCGGUGCUGUACAUCAUGAUGGCCAAGCGGCUGCACAUGAGUGCCCGCGACAUGCCCGGCGAGCAGCUGAGCGUGCAGAGCCGGACACAGGCCCGGGCCCGGCGACAUGUGGCCCGCAUGGUGGUUGCCUUCGUGGUCGUGUUCUUCAUUUGCUUCUUUCCGUACUACGUGUUCGAGCUGUGGUACCAUUUCUACCCCACCGCCGAGGAGGAUUUCGACAGCUUCUGGCACAUGGUUCGCAUCGUGGGAUUCUGCACGAGCUUCCUCAACUCGUGCGUCAAUCCCGUGGCACUCUAUUGCGUGUCCGGCGUAUUUCGGCAGCACUUCAACCGCUAUCUCUGCUGCAUGUGCGUCAAGCGACAGCCGCACCUCCGGCAGCAUUCCACGGCGACCGGCAUGAUGGAAAACACCAGCGUAAUGUCGAUGCGUCGCUCCACCUACGUGGGCGUGGGCACCGGAGGCGGGGGAGGCAAUCUUCGAGCCUCGUUGCACAUGAACAAUAAUCAAGGAGGCGGAGGCGGAGGCGCAGGCGGAGCUAUGCGUGGUGGCAGCUUCCACCGCCAGGACUCGAUGCCAUUGCAGCACGGAAAUGGUGGCGCAGCUGCUGGCAGUGGCCCCACCGCCGGACGUUCGGCCAACAUCAGUGAGAAGAGGUGAGGCACACUGAUUGUGGAGCUGCUGGAGGAGGAGGAGGUGGUGGUGGUCUCCUUGGCGGCCGACGAGCAGCUCUAAGCGAACCAUUGAUCUCACUUUGGUGUAUGCACUAACCCCACUCGAAAACCCAGUAACCCUUUAACCCUUUGCACUGUGCACCUUGCACCCCACCCUUUGCAACACCUCUCCCCAGUGGCAUUCCAUGGAUAUUAUUUUGGAAAUUUGGAUGUCCCCAAAAGUGGGAAAAGCGAUGGUAAAAUUGGACAUACUCGUAAUUUCUAUUUUAUUAUAGCGGCCUACGGGCACACAUUUCCUGUACAUACAAAUCGUAUAUAUAAUAUCAUUACCAUAUUUAUAUCGUAAAAUGUUAAAUGUUAUCCUAUUCCGUUGCCGUACUUUAGCCGUAUGUGAUUAUGUGUUAAUUAAGUAAGCCACUAAGCACAUUGUGUGUAAAUCGUAAUCGUGCAAUAAAUUAGUGAAUAAUGAACCACAAAAAAUUGCAAAAAACUGUUAAGGAAAUUCACCUGCAAGCUCUGUUAAUUAUGCUGAAAAUAUCAAUAGACUUAACGAUGGUUUAAAUACUGAUGUAAAUAAAUGAAUUCCAUAAAUGUUGAACCCCCGUAAGUGUGUGUG